Rosa rugosa (rugosa rose) is the source of this 598-nucleotide messenger RNA. Its product is annotated as cold and drought-regulated protein CORA-like. Lineage: Eukaryota; Viridiplantae; Streptophyta; Magnoliopsida; Rosales; Rosaceae. The transcript is spliced from 2 exons. The coding region runs from base 81 to 374 and encodes 97 amino acids. The record is from RefSeq and is a predicted model, not a curated record.
AAGCUUCAAGAACUUCACUCAGAAAUCAAUCACCUCUUGCAUACCUUCCUACAAACUCUAAGCAAUCAAGAGAGAUCGAGAUGGCAUUCUCAAAGAAUUUUCUUCUUGUCGCCCUUGCCUUUGCUGUUCUCCUCAUCUCUGCUGAGGUCUCGGCUCAUCGUGACCUAGCUGAGGCUACUACUACUACUCAAAAAGCCAACACUGACGGUUACGGACAUGGCGGCCAUGGAGGCGGAGGAUAUGGACAUGGAGGAGGAGGAUAUGGACAUGGAGGAGGAGGAUAUGGACAUGGAGGCGGAGGAUAUGGACAUGGAGGACAUGGUGGAGGCGGAGGACAUGGACCUCAUGCUGUUGAGACUGAAACUAAGAACUAGAUGAUGAUGACCCUUUGUAUGCAUGCAGUUGUGUGUAUAUUGCACUAUUGCAGGCGUACGUACCUGAUGCAAGGCUAUUAAUAUGGAAGCAGUAGUAGCUUGUUUCGAAUAAUAAUAUGUAUUGGUUGAGCAGUCCAUCAAACUCUCAAUCGAUCAUAUCUUUGUAAUAUGAUCCUCGUAUGUUCAUGUUAUGAACAAUCUAUGUUCCACUUAAAUUAGCUGAA